AUGGCUCAGUUAAACCUUACUGAUGACCAGAAGAGCAUUCUCUGGUCUCCUCUGCCAACGUUGCGUGUAGUUCCAGGCCAUCACACAACUCAUCCCAGCGACUCCACGUUUACAUUGCGACCCGACCAACUCACACAGUAUGAGGUUUGGUCCUUAGCUUUCAACGACCCCAGACGGCGCCCGGAAAAGACACCUCAAGGCCAAGGCCAGGUCAAAGUCAAGCUAACCAGAGGCUUGUCCCGUCGUGAGGGAGACAAUGUUGCAGUACAACUUGCCCGAUACAUGGACGAUCUCAAGUUCCUCAAUGGAACGUAUGGUCCUGUGUGGUCUCUCAUGACAUGA
Messenger RNA from Aspergillus viridinutans, 342 nucleotides. RefSeq lists its product as uncharacterized. NCBI's taxonomy places the organism in Eukaryota, Fungi, Ascomycota, Eurotiomycetes, Eurotiales, Aspergillaceae. The transcript has a single exon. Bases 1 to 342 code for a protein of 113 amino acids. The record is from RefSeq and is a predicted model, not a curated record.